CUACGCACCAACGACUUGCCUGGCGCGUCUGAUAAUCACCUACUCAAAGAAUCAGUGCAAUACAUCGAUGACACCUUAGGAGUUGUCCAAGCGGAUAUUCAUCAUCUUUCUGACAUCCUCAGUCGGCUGAAGGAGAAGCAGAAGCUCCUCAAAGAUGCGCAAGAUGUACAUAAGAUCAUUUUAUCUCCCAUUCGACGUCUUCAUCCCGAAAUACUGGUGCAGAUUUUCCUCGCUACCUAUAGUGACCUCGGAGAGCGCGACGCCUACGACGUUUUUGAUGUCACAUCGGGUCCUUGGCUUGUCGGUCAAGUCUGUAGCAAAUGGCGAGCUGUUGUUGUGUCCCAUUCAAUGUUGUGG
Guyanagaster necrorhizus is the source of this 357-nucleotide messenger RNA. RefSeq lists its product as uncharacterized. The record is from RefSeq and is a predicted model, not a curated record. Lineage: Eukaryota; Fungi; Basidiomycota; Agaricomycetes; Agaricales; Physalacriaceae. The annotation marks the transcript as partial. The transcript has a single exon.